Messenger RNA from Pipistrellus nathusii (Nathusius's pipistrelle), 474 nucleotides. NCBI's taxonomy places the organism in Eukaryota, Metazoa, Chordata, Mammalia, Chiroptera, Vespertilionidae. The record is from the annotation of a GenBank genome assembly.
AUGCGCGCAGACUCUCGGCGGUGGAGUCUCCGCCCCACUGUGCCGGCGCUGGCGGGGACGCAGGCGCGGGGCAAAGGCACGCUCCUGGCCACUUCUGGGCCGGUUCUUCCCAGAUUCAGCCACAAUAUGGCAAGUCUUUUUAUAAGGAAAAUGGUGGUUUCUGCUGUGAACCCUCUCCUUCAUCUGAGUCGUUACACAAUGACAAAUUACACAACGACAUCCAGAGCGCUCUCCACGCUGCUGGCUGGUCCCCUGCGUGUUGCAGUCCCUGCAGGUGCAAAGCCCAGCGCAGCUGUGGCCUCUCCUCUCUCCUGCCACCCUCUGCCCUUCCUGCAGCCGACCCUGGGGUUCAAGACCAAGGCCGUCCUCAAGAAGCGUUGCAAGGACUGUUACCUGGUGAAGAGGCGAGGGCGAUGGUACAUCUACUGCAAAACACACCCAAGGCAUAAGCAGAGACAGUUGAAGACCCUUUGA